This is a messenger RNA of Cygnus atratus (black swan), 2476 nucleotides long. It is a transcript of the gene ENPP5, whose product is annotated as ectonucleotide pyrophosphatase/phosphodiesterase family member 5. Lineage: Eukaryota; Metazoa; Chordata; Aves; Anseriformes; Anatidae. Bases 80 to 1516 code for a protein of 478 amino acids. The record is from RefSeq and is a predicted model, not a curated record. The transcript is spliced from 5 exons.
UCAAGUUGAACUAACAGUGAAUCUUCUGUUGUCAGAUCACUGUCAGGAAUCGGAUGCUGAGCUUCAUGCAACAGGUGCCAUGUUGCCUCAGAAGAGGGGAAGAACACCUUCCAGCAUAGCCGUGAACUGCUGUUGGAGAGUCCUGGUGACUUGCUUACUAUUUCUUCCAAGUGCUUUCUCUCUGCAGCCAGACCAUCCCAAGGUGUUGCUGGUAUCUUUUGAUGGAUUUCGAUGGGAUUACAUCUAUAAAGUCUCAACUCCCAAUUUUCAUUAUGCCAUGGAGAAUGGUGUUCACGUUAAACAGGUCACUAACGUGUUCAUAACGAAAACGUAUCCUAAUCACUAUACAAUGGUGACAGGUCUCUAUGCAGAAAGCCACGGUAUAGUUGCUAAUGAGAUGUAUGACCCUAUUCUGAAUGAAACUUUCUCUGUGAACAACAUGGAUAGCUCCAUUCGGGAAGGUGGGAUCUAUAAUUCCAAGUUCUGGGAAGAAGCCAGCCCGAUAUGGGUAACAAACCAGAUGGAAGGACAUAAAACUGGAGCAGCUAUGUGGCCUGGAACGGAUGUGAAAAUACAUGGAGUCUUUCCGACCUAUUACAUGCCCUACAAUGAAUCUGUUUCAUUUGAAGACAGAGUUGCUAGGCUUAUCGGCUGGUUUAAAUUGGAAGAACCCAUAAAUUUUGGUCUGCUCUACUGGGAACAGCCUGAUGAGAUGAGCCAUGUUCUGGGCCCAGAAAAUCCACUUAUGGGACCGAUAAUUAGUGAUAUUGACAAGAAGCUGGGAUACCUGAUGUUUGAACUGAAGAAAGCGAAGCUGUGGAAUGUGGUAAAUGUCAUAAUCACGAGUGACCAUGGGAUGUCACAGUCAUCCUCAGAGCGGCUCAUCGAGCUUGAUCAGUAUGUGAACAGAGAGCUCUAUCGAGUCAUUGACCACUCUCCUGCAGUAGCUAUUUUGCCAAAAGAAGGCAAACUGGAUGAAGUAUAUGAAGCUCUGGCCAGUGCUCAUCCCAGCAUGACUGUUUAUAAAAAGGAGCAGAUUCCAGAUAGAUUCCACUACAAACACAACCAUAAAAUUCAGCCAAUCUUAGCUGUGGCCGAUAAAGGAUGGGAAAUUGUAUUCAAUAAGUCCGAUGGUUUUCAAUUUGGUAAUCACGGAUAUGACAACAACUUACAAGAAAUGCACCCAGUUUUUUUGGCAGUCGGGCCUGCUUUCAGAAAGAAUGUCACCAGAGAAGCCAUGAAUUCUACAGAUUUGUACCCCUUGUUGUGCCAUCUCCUCAGUAUUACCCCCCUGCCAAACAAUGGUUCAUUCAACAAUGUGAAAUAUAUUCUUGCUGAAAAGGUUCCUGUACUCUCGGGAGCAGACGUCUAUGCUACUGUUGUCGGAGUCUUUCUAGGCAGCUUUCUUGUUAUGAUUUUUUUUGCACUUUUUGUUAAGCAUUUAAUCCUCAUCCAAGCAAGUACCGUGCAAAUGCAACGUACUGAAGCUGCCCGGCCACUCUUACAAUAUUCAUAAUGCUUGCCAGUGGAGGCACGGUGAAGUUUUAGAGUAACGCUUGGUACUGUUUCUUGCUUGAUGCUUAAAAUAAGCUUGUACAAAUAAAAACUAAUAGAAGAGGUUCAGCAUAAACAUGCAGAGUAAAAGAAAACAGAUGCUGAUCCAUUGGUACACUGAAGUACAUACUAGGUACACACAGAAAGAGUGUGUUUCUGUUUCACUUUAUAAGCACUUAAUCUUUUGGAGGUACAGCUGGGAAGCUGUAUAUGUAGGUAGACUUGUAGGAACGAGAUGUUGAGUACCUCAUUCUGAGCUGCUUUUAGGGAAAUAACAUCAACUGAAGUGCAUUUCAGGCUCUUUUGUGCUGAUUUAGUUAAUAUAUAUAUAUUAAUCUCUUAGGUUCUAUCAAGUCACUGAAUGUGACGAGGUGGUAUUGCCUUUAGCAAUCAGCUUUAAACUACUUGAUUUUUUUUUUUUUAAGGUAAAUGUAGAUCUUUACUAUUUCCACUGUCUCCUGUACACUGGACUAUAUUUUCUAGGCGUUCCUAGGAGGCUGGCAGUUUAAAUACACCAUACAAGCACAAAAGAUGUAUAUCCAAACGGGGUCUUUUAUAUUUCUGUCACAAGAAAUUUUUUUCUGAAUAACGUCGAAUCGGUUAAGGAACAGGCAUGUGCAAGCUUGUUUCAGAGGGCUGUUGAGCUUGUUACUGGGUCUAAAAUCUGAUCUGUUACCAGAGACUGCUUGCUAGGGUGAGCUUGGCUUGCUGUCUCGUGCGUUAUCUGAUGUGUCUGGGUGGGGCCUUAGAGUUUGAUAUGGUUAGGAUUAAACACACAAUCUCAGGAACAGCCAUAAAAAAACCUACUCUUAAAACUAAAGAAGCACACUUUGAAAGAAAGUACAAAACUGGAGUUUGUUCUUGCAGAGGAAUGUCUUUGCCAGGGAAAGUUGUUGAUUAUGAGUCAAUAAAACUCUGAGUC